Nothobranchius furzeri (turquoise killifish) is the source of this 1644-nucleotide messenger RNA. RefSeq names its product akirin-2. The record is from RefSeq and is a predicted model, not a curated record. Gene Ontology annotation, cellular component: chromatin; nucleus. Gene Ontology annotation, biological process: positive regulation of innate immune response; positive regulation of transcription by RNA polymerase II. Gene Ontology annotation, molecular function: transcription coregulator activity. Lineage: Eukaryota; Metazoa; Chordata; Actinopteri; Cyprinodontiformes; Nothobranchiidae.
AAAGAAGCCGACAGUGUCGAAUCAACAAACAGGCUGCUUAGCAGCGUUAGCUAUAGUCCUUAUCUGUUGGCUCUUGUUGGCCCGCAGCUGGCUGCUCGUCCCUUUAACUUUUUGGGAAAACAAUUUUAACAACACCAAGAGUUGGUUAACGCUGUCGGAUAGAUUUGCUUUGCAACAAGAGUAUUUUAAACCACCUUCCACAAGUUGAAGUUAUGGCGUGUGGAGCCACCCUAAAACGGACCAUGGAUUUCGAUCCGCUCAUGAGUCCUGCUUCACCUAAAAGACGAAGAUGUGUCCCCGUGCCCCCUUCGUCUUCCUCCCCGAGGAAGUACCUCAGCAUGGAGCCCUCACCGUUUGGACAGUCGUCGUCCAGACUUAGCGCAGAACAAAUCCUCAACAGCAUCAAACAAGAGUACAAACGCAUUCAUAAGAGGAAGCAUCUAGAUGGAGGCAUCCAACAAUCAGAGUGCUGCUAUUCUCCAGAGUCCCCUUCCCAAGCGUCUACCAUGAAUGUUUCCAGCAUGCCAGGGACAUCCUCGGGAGGCGUUUCUCCAACCAGAAAAGAACAACCUCUCUUCACUCUGAGACAAGUUGGGAUGAUUUGUGAGCGCCUGCUGAAAGAAAGGGAAGAGAAGGUGCGAGAGGAGUAUGAGGAGACCAUGACUUCAAAGUUGGCAGAACAAUACGACACCUUUGUGAAAUUUACACACGAUCAGUUAAUGCGACGAUUCGGAGAGCAGCCGGCGAGCUAUGUUUCCUGAGUGUGGCACCGACGCUUUGCAGGAAGCGAGCUCGUCAUGAUGCUUCUUAAGAGUUCCUCGUUGGGAGAGAUUUGAUUUUAGCUAGUUUAAAUGAAACUUUUUACCGUGCCAUACGUCUGUUGGGCAAAACAAGGUUUGAAUGAAGCUGUUGUUGGCAGUGUGUUGUAAGCAGCCGUGUCCUUCCUGAUGUAAAUGAGCGGCCCCCGUCUCCACCAGUGGCCUCUGUCCCUCCAGCUAUCUUACUUUUGUAAUGACUCCCAGCAUUCCAGACUUGUUGCAUGUAAAUAUGAGGAAAUCUCUAACAUUUUAUAGGAUUUGCUGGUCAAUCUGAAAGGGAGUGCAAGAACUUUAGUGAUUUUCUUUUUUUUAAUAGGCAUAAAGUGAGGGCUAAUUUUUUUUUAAUUAGAUUUCCACCCCUUACUGAUAUCUCUUAAGAAAAUCAGGGACAUUUGAUUUUUAUUUACAGAAAAACUGUGCGUUUGAGUCCAACUUAGCACAAAAACCACAGAUUUAUGUUUUUUUUCCCCCCUUGAAGAUUAGAUCAACAGCCUCCCCAUGUGAGUCGAGCCACAUGGUCGGUCUUCUGCUUCGUGGACUUGAUGAAGCCCAGAAACUCCAGCUCAGCCACGGCGCGGAUGAAACGAGCGCUGAAAGGAAAAGUUGAGGAAAAACAAAUUUUAAAUCUUUUUGUCUGAUUUCCAUGAAAUCAGUCUGAUCACAUCUGCUGUCAAGGACUGUUACAUUUUCUAGGGGCAAAAAGUAAAAUGACAUAAUUGCUUCGUGUGCGUGUGUGUGUGUAACCCUUCAACAUGUGAAACAAGUGAAUUCCCUGAAGUGUCACUAUGUUUCCCUUCUUGUUUGAAUAAAAACUUCAGCUGCUCAA